UUCUUAAGGGCUUUUUAAUUUUUUUUUUUUUUUUUUGAAGGAAAAGACAAAAUAACAAAUGCCUGCUCAGUACAUUAUUUCCUGUGUCAUGCUUUUUGUCAAUAUGACAGAGGAGUAUUCCUGCAGAAGGCAAAGCUGCCCCCAAAAGUGCAGGGUGCUGCCCCCAGGGCUUCGAGCUGGGCAUCGUGAAUUCUCUUCAAGUUGUCAAAGUCCUGGGAAGUUUUGAUAAGCAAAUACUUUGUGGGCUCUGCCUCUUAUUGGCUGUUUCUUCACCGCCAGAUUUUGACACAAAUAAUCUGAUUGAAAAAUCAGGGAGGGGAACAGGGGAAAAAAAAAAAAAACAGAGAGAAAAAAGGAGAAGUAUCUAUUUCAACUGACUGCGACCAAGUGAAAAAGUGGAAGAGGAGUCCUGAGAGGACGACGUCUCGCUUGUCUGGGGAGAUUCCAAGGCAAAUCCAGUAAAGCAAAGUCCCUCAAACAGGACCUGUGGGUUUGGGUACUGAGAGCUGUUGUGCAGUGAAGUGAGUGAGGGCUUCAUGAGGAACACAGGAUCCAGGAAAAUGAAGAUCCUGGAGUCAGAAGCCACCAAGCCCAUUUGCAAUGUUUCAGUGCCCCAUUAGAGUUUUACCUGGGAUACUCUGCAAAAUUAUCCAAAAGCGUUGCUGAGGAUGAAGGAACUUUGAGUUUGAAAAUGGAAAUGCUUUUGGAUCUGACUGGGGAAUUUAUAACUGGUGAAAGAAACCCUUCUAAGGUGCUUCAGAAGGUGAAUGGAAGAUGCCACGUUCCUUUUUGGUGAAGAGCAAAAAGGCUCACACCUAUCACCAGCACCGCUGUGUGGAAGAUGACCUGCCAGUACUCACCUGGGCUCCAGUCACCUCUGCCUUCACUGCCACAGGAGACAGGAGACCAGAGGACAUCACUAAACAGGACCUGGGAUGUGUGGUUCCCAAACAAGAAAAGGACCCACCUGAACUGAAAGAAGACAGUGUCCCUGUCCAGUACCUGAGCAGGAUGCUGCCAGGCCCUUCAGCUCCAGAGAUGGCCAUGCCAGGGCUGCAGAUCAAGGACUGCACUAACACAGCGAGCACCCCGACCUUCUACAAAGCUGGCUUUUCCUGGGAUGCUUUCCACAUGCCAUACAGCUACCAGCAGAUGUCUUCCAGCAUGCAGUCAGCCCUGCUGGAGCACCCUGUGAGCCUGUAUGGGAGCCACCUCCUGCCCAGCACCGAGCCCCCCCUGGAUUACAGCCUGCAUUAUUCCUCAGACAUGGACACCUUCCACUGCGUGAAGUGCAACAAGGUGUUCUCCACUCCCCACGGACUGGAGGUCCAUGUCCGAAGGUCUCACAGCGGGACCCGUCCCUUUGCUUGUGAAGUGUGUGGCAAAACCUUUGGGCACGCUGUGAGCCUGGAGCAGCACACCAACAUCCACUCCCAGGAAAGAAGCUUUGAGUGCAAGAUGUGUGGGAAGACAUUCAAACGUUCCUCCACCCUCUCCACUCACCUGCUGAUCCACUCGGACACGCGGCCCUACCCCUGCCAGUACUGCGGGAAGCGCUUCCACCAGAAGUCAGACAUGAAGAAGCACACGUACAUCCACACAGGGGAAAAGCCCCACAAAUGCCAGGUGUGUGGCAAAGCCUUCAGCCAGAGCUCCAACCUGAUCACCCACAGCCGCAAACACACGGGCUUCAAACCCUUCAGCUGCGAGCUCUGUGCCAAGGGCUUCCAGCGCAAGGUGGAUCUGCGCCGGCACCGGGAGACCCAGCACAGCCUCAAGUGAGGGGUCUUUGCUGGAGCUCCCCCUUCAUGCUCCAGGGAACAAGGCUGUCCACAGCACCUCCAUCCAGCUCAAAAAGCUCCCAUGGUGUCCCGUGUUCCCCUGGGGACUGGCCAAGUCGUGCGUUGGCUUUGGUGUUUGGCACCACAAGGCCUUGCACAUUCCAAAGAAACCUGGGGGAGCUUUCACUUUUUGAUUGCAACAGGUACCAGCCCUGAUCUGACAUCACCUGCUCAAGUGUAAAUCCAGAGGAAUUCCUCCAAGGUCACUGCUACUCUGGCUUUACACCAGGAGCAGACUCCAGUUCAUCAGGCUGCCCGGUGGGGAGGAGGGGACUCCUGGGCUGGUGGCAGCAACAAUCUAUACAAAGCUGGUGCUGUAACCAUGUUCUGCUCCGAUGGUUGGGAAGAUAAGCCCAGGGCAUGCAAAUAGAUUGCAUUCAGUCAGCUGUGUUCAACCUGGACUGGCCUUCUGCAGAGACUUGCCCAGGCCAUAAAUUCUGCCAACAGACACCUUAAAGUCAUUUCUUUCAGCAGAGCAUUUACUGUGAUCAAAUGACAAGUUAACUGUGCUGUAUUUUUAGCUUGGAGUGGGAGGAAAACACUGAAGAAACAGUUCCUAUCCCUAGCAGAUAACAGGGGUCUCUAAAUACAUUCCUCAGACACACCACACUGCAGAGAUCCCAAGCAGGCUCCAGGAAGAGCCAGACCACAGCACCAGGCACGAGCUAAUAAUCACCCCCUUGUCUUGGUACCAUGGGAGAGUCUGGCUGCUUUUGGAAUCAGGGCUGGCAUGUCCCACAAUAUUUCCCUGCAUGCUGGACAUGCCAGCCUAGAGCUGUCCUGAGCAAUCCUGGGUCACUGCAUGGGCAGGAGUGACCUGGAGAUCGAUGUCAAGGGACAGAUUUCUGCUUGCCAGGCACUCUCCUCAAGGAGGAAGUGGCUGAGCCUGGACAUGUUGGCAGAGCAUGCAAGUACCUCACAAGUAUUAUACAAAGAGAGCAGUGGUAUUUCCUCCUUUUGCCAGGUCUAGGGGUUGAAGCAAAGCACUGGAGCAAGUAAAGAACCAGUUCCCCUCCAAGCUCUGCCAAAUUCUCUCUCUAUAAGCUUUGGCAAGUCACUGCACUUGGCUUUUGUUUUUCCACCCCUCCUGGUGGCAUGGGGCCAUUCACUCAGGUUUGUGGAGUCCCCUGAGCUCUUAACAGGAAGGACAAAGUAUUAUUAUAACAUUAUUGUAACACAGACAAGUGUUUUCAGUUAACUGGGGCAUUGGAGCAGCACAUGGCUCUCUCCAUAGCUGCAUCCCUGAACACACGGCCUUGGACAAUGGCACCACUGGGAAUUCCCUGGGAACAGGCUGUGGCCAUUCACUCCAGAGGCUUAUGAAGGAGUGCCCGUCAUGGGCAAAGACAAAAUGAUCCAAGUGGAAAAUUCAUGUAUUGCCAGGAGAGAACUGCCCUCAGUUCCACUGCUGUAAAUCCCAAGUUAUUCUCCUAAGAACUAAAAUGUUCUUGCCCUUUUAAUGCUGUGCCUAAGCUGUAAGUCAUUAAUAUGUACCUGGAAGCUCAAACCCAGAGUCUGUACUCCUGGCUUUACUUGUACACUGUAAAUAUGUAUUUAUACUUAUUCUAAUGUAUAUUUUUAUUGCACUAUACCAGACAGUGACAUGUACAGGCCUGCUGGGAUUUAUCUGAUAAAUCUUUUCCUUCUUAGUAA
Molecule: messenger RNA, 3494 nt
Organism: Taeniopygia guttata (zebra finch)
Lineage: Eukaryota; Metazoa; Chordata; Aves; Passeriformes; Estrildidae
Source: RefSeq, a predicted model, not a curated record